This is a messenger RNA of Phyllotreta striolata, 334 nucleotides long. The record is from the annotation of a GenBank genome assembly. NCBI's taxonomy places the organism in Eukaryota, Metazoa, Arthropoda, Insecta, Coleoptera, Chrysomelidae.
AAAAUAAUGUGGUAGUUUAUCAGAAUUUCUCGUUUAUUUUUUAUAAAUUUUAGCAACAAGAGUGAUUCAAAAUGUGGUACGAACCACUUACAGAAGUCAUCUCACUAAAAAAUUGGAUUAUGUAUAUUUGUGCGUAUUUUUGCGUAGUAUUCAUAUUAUUUUGUACGAUUUGUCUAAGAGAUGCAACAAAGUACGUGGUAAAAUGGACCAAGAUUACUUUUUAUCCUUCGGAAAAUUCCGAAAAAAAUCAGGAAACCCGAAUAAAAAACAGGCAAAAAGAAAAAAUUCGUAGGCGUCAUUAAAACAUGUGUUUUCUUUUUAAUAAACAUAAAUU